Falco peregrinus (peregrine falcon) is the source of this 2111-nucleotide messenger RNA. RefSeq names its product Zic family member 4 (gene ZIC4). Gene Ontology annotation, molecular function: RNA polymerase II cis-regulatory region sequence-specific DNA binding; DNA-binding transcription factor activity, RNA polymerase II-specific. Gene Ontology annotation, biological process: regulation of transcription by RNA polymerase II; central nervous system development. NCBI's taxonomy places the organism in Eukaryota, Metazoa, Chordata, Aves, Falconiformes, Falconidae. Gene Ontology annotation, cellular component: nucleus. Bases 68 to 1402 code for a protein of 444 amino acids. The record is from RefSeq and is a predicted model, not a curated record. The transcript is spliced from 2 exons.
CCUCCCGCUGUCAGGUGACUUUUUAGCGUUAGAAGCUAAUAACCGUGGAUGCUCCGGGCAUCCAGUGAUGGACCCUGCUGCUCUCUCCAGGCGGAACGCGGCGCUGAGAUCAGUAGACUUGGCGGGGGCUCCUCGCCGCCACCACCGCCACCCCCCCCAGAGCAUGACAGGCUUCCCGGGCUUCGCCGGGCACCCCCACGCCACGGCGCCCACGCCGCCGGGGGAGCACGCCGCCGAGUCCCGCCUCGGGCCGCACCCGCUCCGGCCAGAAUACAUGGGGCACCGCCACCAUCCUCCUCCUCAUCCUCCUCCUCAGCAUCACCCCGCGGCCCUUAAGCUCAGCCCUGCCCCUCAUCCCCACCACCACCUCCACCACCACCACCACCACUAUCAUCAUCAUCAUCAUCAUCAUCAUCAUCAUAUGGCAGGCCAAGCCGAGGUGGUCUCUAGUCAAACGGGAGCGUUUGGCCCGGCGCAGUCACCAGCAGUCCCUUACCCCGUCUCUCACCCAGCCCAGGCUCUGGCAGCAGGUAGCUACCCCGGACACCAUGGUCACCACCACCACUCAGAAGCUGGGAAUCCCUCUCUAUUCACUGGACUCCAUGAGCAGCCUCCCCAUGCAGCUCCAGGUGGCCAUCUAAACGGACAGAUAAGACUGGGGUUACCUGGAGAAAUGUACGCCAGGUCUGAACAUUUCAGUCAAGUACCAGCCUCCAGGACAGAUCCUUUUGCUGCUUCUUCGCUUCAUAGCUACGGUGGCAUGAAUCUGAACGUGAACCUGGCUCCACACCACGGCCCGGGUGCCUUCUUUCGUUACAUGAGGCAGCCCAUCAAACAGGAACUCAUCUGUAAGUGGAUUGAGUUGGACCAGACUCCCAAAAAAUUAUGCUCGAAAACUUUCAGCACGAUGCACGAGCUGGUGACUCAUGUCACGGUGGAGCACGUUGGAGGACCCGAGCAGUCCAAUCACAUAUGUUUCUGGGAAGAGUGUCCAAGAGAAGGGAAACCUUUCAAGGCCAAAUAUAAACUUGUAAAUCACAUCAGAGUCCACACAGGUGAAAAACCUUUCCCCUGCCCUUUCCCAGGCUGUGGCAAAGUGUUUGCCAGAUCAGAGAAUCUCAAAAUACACAAAAGAACUCAUACAGGUCAGUAUGUAAAGCUCUCUUUACUCUCUCUGUGUGUUAUUCAGCAUACUGUUUUGCUUUAUUUUGUUUUUAAUGUAUCCUUUGCGUUGUUAUUGAAUGCACGCCAAGUACUUCUGGAAAAUAAAUUCUCAGAUUUGUUUGCUUCUUUACCGCUUGGAGGAGGGGGGAGGAUAGGAGGGGGAAAAAAGGAAGAGCGAGAACAAAUCUCAGAAUUCUCGUCCAUAUUUUUCUCUGGUUGUGCGGAGAGGCUGCUGUAAUGUUUAUGCGGGUAGAUCUGUGUAAAUAUCGAGUGAUAUAGCUACUAUUUCUGCUUAUUCACACAGGCGAGGGUGGGUUGUUGGUUUUUUUUUUUUUGGCAAUUUAAAGUAGUUGGGGAAAAAAUGAAAUCAUUGUGCAAGCUCACAAAUUAAAAGUGAACAAUAGAAGUUACUACUUGUCUAGUCAGUUUUGACUGAUGUCGCUGAGAUGCUGCUGCUCGAACAUUGUGAGAAUAACACAGCUGCGACCUUUUCGUUCAACAGUUUUGUUUUGGGCAGAGGGAGUUUCAAAUGUUUGAUCUGAAUAACAUUGACAUUUUUAAUGAGCAUUCCCUUCCAACGACUCUCUGCAUUCGCAAAUAUGGGGAGCUGCAAGUUCUGAUUCUCCUCGGGAGGGGAAAAAAAAAUAAAGGAGAAGAAAACUCGGUAUUGUUUCGGCCUGUACGUUUUGAAAUGUCAUUUGCAGAUCUGUUAAGCGAAACUGGGACAUGUGUCAGAAACAUCUGUUAGUUCUAGUUAACAGAAAAUGAAGUAACUCGAUGGACGAUCUUGCAAAACUACGUUUGAAAUCUUCCGGCCAGGAAAGCAUUUAUAAUUAAUGAAAUUGCAAGUAGAAAGUUUUCACACUUCCAGAAACAGCUUGUGAAGUUGUAUUAAUUAGUUUUGCAGACGGUGUUUGUAGUCUGUAGCGCUGGCCCUUUUUUUUCUU